Torulaspora globosa is the source of this 1410-nucleotide messenger RNA. RefSeq lists its product as uncharacterized. Lineage: Eukaryota; Fungi; Ascomycota; Saccharomycetes; Saccharomycetales; Saccharomycetaceae. Gene Ontology annotation, molecular function: transaminase activity; pyridoxal phosphate binding. Gene Ontology annotation, cellular component: cytosol. Bases 1 to 1410 code for a protein of 469 amino acids. The transcript has a single exon. The record is from RefSeq and is a predicted model, not a curated record.
AUGACAGUAGAGUCUGGUUCAUCACACGUAUUCCAGGGCUACGUUGGGAAGCAAAAGGCCUAUGCUAAGGAGGGGCAGGGAGUUUAUAUGACCAUUGAGAAGAACGGUAAGGAAUACAAGCAUGUAUUCGAUGCCAUUAGUGGUGCUGCAGUGGCCUCUCUGGGAUGGGGCGACCCAGAUAUUGCUGGCAUCAUGAGCGAUGCUCUGACAAAGCAUACUUACAGUUAUCCCGGUUUGAUAGCCAACGAAGAGGCCGAAAAAUUGGCCAAAUUCUACAUCGACCACUCUGCUCCGGGAGUUUUUGCCUCUGCUCUCUGGACAUGUUCAGGGUCCGAGUCAACUGAAAAUGCGUUGAAGAUCAUUAGACAGUAUCAGAUCGAACGUAAGAAGCCUAGAAAGAUCAAGAUUAUCUCGAGGGAAUGCUCGUACCACGGUUUCACUCUCGGGGCAAUUUCAAUCGGUAAUACACCUCGUGGAGCCGCCUUCAAGGAUAUGAUGAUCAACCAGGAGGACGUGUGUAUCAAGAUGCCUCGUUGCUGGCCAUAUAGAGACAUGAAAGAAGGCGAAACCGAAGAGGAGUACACGCAGAGACUGCUUGAUGCCCUCGAAAACAUCAUUCUCGACAACGAUCCGGAAACUGUCUCAGCAGUGUGCGUAGAGACGCUACCGGGAAGCUCUAUUGGCACUCCAGUGCCUCCAAAGGGCUAUUUGAAAGGGCUUCGCGAUAUCUGUAACAAGUACGAUCUGGUUUUCAUGCUGGACGAAGUUAUGUGCGGAACAGGAAGAGCCAAUCCUAACGGGAAACUGAACUGCUGGGAAAAUUUCCUGGCACCAGAGGAUGCUCCGGACAUUCAAACCGUGGGCAAGACCCUAGGCUCGGGGUAUGUCACAAUUGCGGGUGUCUUGAUAAGCCCUAAGAUCCUCGGUGCCUACGUUGAAGGUACGGGCCUAAUCCUUGGAGCCCAAACAUACCAUUCACACGCAUUCAAUUGUGCCACUGCGUUGGGAAUCCAAAAGAAAAUCCUGCAAAACGGCCUAACCAAGAACGUCUUCGAGAAUGGUAACUUGCUUGGGAAGAAACUGCAAGAGGCACUCCUCGACGAGCCGGACAACUUCGUCGGUGAUGUCAGAGGGCUUGGUGGGUUCUGGACCAUCGAAUUCGUCAAGAACAAGAGUACCAAGCAGCCAUUCCCUCCCGAGAUGAAGGUGGGUCCAUGUUUCGCGGACAUCGCCCUGGAACACGGAGUCAAUGUCAUGGGUUUGAGCGGUGCCGACAACUACGGAGGCACCUGGGACAUUUGUCUACUGGGACCCUCCUUCAUCAUUACAAAAGAUGACGUGGAAGUCCUCGUUCAAAGAUUGACCAAAGCAGUGCAGGCAUUAGCUCAAAAACUACAAUCAAAAGCUUAG